AUGGGAAAUACGAAUUCAACAGACGGAAAUAACCUUGUUGCUUCCAUUCAAAGGAGAAGAAGUAGAAGCAAUAGUUCAGCUUCUAUUCCGCAAAAAAACAUUGCUCAACCUUCCCCACGUCAAUCCUUUCAGCUUUCGAUUACAGAACCCGUAGAAGCCACAACUAAUCAUUGGGAACCCACCGAACCUCCCAUUACAGAAGACUCGCCUACAAAACCUAUUCAAAUGAAACGAGAUGAUCCUACGCCACCCGUCACAAACACAGCCCAUUCAAAGGGGUGGGUUUCAAGUACGGGCGCCGCCAGUCCUUGGUUCGGUUAUUUAUCAAGCUCGGCUUCCUCCCAUCACCGUGCCUCUAUUAGCGGCCCAUAUUACCGUACACGCGGCAUGAGUGUCACACGUGACAAUGAAAACGAUGAGGAUCUAUCUAAUAUCAUUGCUAGCAGUUCGCUCAGUUCACCUCCCAAAGCCGACGAGCCUGUCAUUACUAUAGAUGAGCCUGUCACUGCCGAUACAACCACCACAGACACGCCUACAAAUGAUUCGCCAACAGAUGAUGCGCUUAAAAUAAAUACAUCUUCAAAGGAUAAAUCUACGGAUGAUACACCCACAGAUGAUGCGAUAGCUGUGCAACCUGUACCUAGCAUUUCAAACACCAGCACUAGCACUACUGCUACCAACACUACUACUAACACAGCCACAGCACAACCCUCUGCGCCACCAUCUACCACAAGUCACGGUGUGCCGACCAUCAUCACUUGGACACAAGGAGGAAACAACGUUUAUGUCACUGGCACAUUUAAUGGAUGGAAACACAAGAUAAAGUUGGUAAAAAGCACACACGAUUUCAAUGCUGUGUUGGAAUUACCACCAGGCACACACCGAUUAAAGUUUAUUGUGGAUGAUGAAUGGAAGUGCUCAAAUGAUAUGGAAACAGCAACAGAUCCCGAUGGUAACCUAGUAAAUUAUUUACAAGUGUUGGAUGAAGAUGAAGAAAACGAACAUGAAGAAUUUGAUGUGACAGAAUAUUCCAAUGUGAUUCCAGCCGAUUUAUUACAAUUAGCUGCCGUAUCAGAGUCCUCAGAGGAAACAGAUAGAAGAGUGCUCGAAUGGGAGAAAAAGCAACCACAACCACCUACUCUGCCUCCUCAUUUGGAAAAAGUCUUAUUAAACUCAAAUACAGUCAGCGAAGAGGAUAAUUCCGUGUUGCAGGAGCCCAAUCAUGUCACUUUAAAUCAUUUGUAUGCCUGCUCUAUUAAAGAUAAUGUAAUGGCACUGGCUACUACCUCCCGGUAUCGCAAGAAGUACGUCACUACCAUGUAUUACCGCCCUGUAUUUCCCAAGUCUUGA
Messenger RNA from Mucor mucedo, 1350 nucleotides. RefSeq lists its product as uncharacterized. NCBI's taxonomy places the organism in Eukaryota, Fungi, Mucoromycota, Mucoromycetes, Mucorales, Mucoraceae. Bases 1 to 1350 code for a protein of 449 amino acids. Gene Ontology annotation, molecular function: protein kinase binding. Gene Ontology annotation, cellular component: cytoplasm; nucleotide-activated protein kinase complex; nucleus. The record is from RefSeq and is a predicted model, not a curated record. Gene Ontology annotation, biological process: signal transduction. The transcript has 4 exons.